UGCCGCGUCACAUUCCCUGGGCAACAUGGCGGCGCCCGGAGGAGACGAGUGUUGUGCUUAAUUUUGACACGCGUGUUGUAAAGACCUGUAAAAGUACCAAAACAUGCCUGCAGUGCUGAACCUCAGCAAUGAGGUGGUCAAGCUGAGAGCGGAGGUUAAAAGGGUGAAGGUGCUUCUCAUCCGAAAGCUCAUUCGUCAGAUCUCGGCUUUAGAGAAGAAGAAAGGAAGUCAGGCCGACCUGGAGAGGCACCGCAGGCGAGCAGCGAGACUUCGGGAGGAGAUCCAGGAGCUGAAAGUUAUAGUGCCCGACAAAGUCACGAAGGCUGCCCUGCAGAAGGACAUCAGCUUUGAGAAGGUGUGCCGGAAUAAAGAGGCCAGCCUGUCAGAACGAGCCAUUGCCCGAAUUGCCACGCACCCGCAGUUCAGCAAGAAAAUACGGAGCAUAAAGGAAGCCAUUAAAGCUUUUAAAGAGGAGAGAAUAAACACAAAAAAGGCUGAAAAACAAGCAAAAAACAAUGCAGAAGAUAUCACCCUGCCAAAUCAGCCACAAGAAACCAGUGAUGUUGAUAAAGGUUUAGAGAUAUUACAUGAUGAUGUAGAGGAGAAACUGAACGAAGAGGAGGGUGAUAAAAUAAUUGAUAAACCACAGGAGGAAACUUGUGGUUCUUCGCACGUGAGCCAGAUGACAAGUCUGGAAACAUCAAAUGAACAGACAAAUCUAUGCUCAAAGACACAGAUGUCAACAAUCCAGGAACAAGUCCCAGAGGAGGUGGUCAGGAUGAGAAAGGAGGUGAAGAGAACGAGGGUGCUGGUCAUCAGUAAACUGACACAACAAGUGGCUGCUCUGAAGAAGAAAAAGGAUGAAGAAUCUGAGGUGAAGGAGAAACAAGAACUGAUAGAAGAACUCAUGAAAGACAUCCAGGCUUUGAGAAGCCUUAAACCAGAUCAGCUGACCGUGACAGCCCUUCAGGAGAACAGUGAGCUUGAGAAGGUGCUGCUGGACCCUCAGACGAGCCCACUGGACAGAGCCAUCGCACGUAUCGUCACACAUUCCCGUUUCAUCAAAAAGCUUCAAAAAGUCAAAGAAGCCAUUGAAAAAGAGCGAGCUAAGGCUGCAGCAGCAGAGCAGAGAAAGAUAGACAGACAAAACUGGCUGCAGUCCAAGAAUAAAAGUGAGGAAGUGGAGGGUGAGAAGGGGGAUGAUGCUAAAGAGAGGGAGGAUGAGUAUAAAGAGGAUGAGGAGGAUGAUGAUGCCAACGAUAAAGAGGAUGAGGAUGAUGAUGAUGAUGAUGAUGAUGACAAUGAUGAAGAUGAGGAGGAUGAUGACAAUGAAGAUAAGGAUGAUGAUGGAGUAGAAGACAAACUGGACAGUUCUUCAAUAAAUAUCCAUAAGUCUGUAGAGUCAGAGAGCACAGCCUCUGAUGCUGUAAAGCUGCCACCAGUCAAGGAGAUCACAAUAUCUGAACAAUCCGGAGCGGCUAAAGUUAAAUCACAGAAUGCAGAUGCCACAACUUCAAAAGGUUCACCUGAAAAGUCUUUAGCAGUUUGCAGGACAGAGUCUAGGCUACCAAAGACCAUUGCAAAACCAGACAAAAAACCUGAAAACAUCAUAAAGCCACAAAACAAACAGGACCUGCCUGAAAACAAGCUACCUCAGUCAAAAGAGGACGAAGAAGAGAGCGAUUUAUCUGAUGAUGAUGAAGAAGAGAAGGAAUAUUUCGACGACAGCACAGAGGAGCGUUUCCAUAAGCAGUCAUCUCACUCAGAAGAGAGCGAUGAUGAUGACUUCUUCGUCGGCAAAGUGAGCAAAUUUAAGAAAAGAAAAACCGGCCAAGCUAAGGUUGAGGGAAGCAAGACCCAAAAGCCUGACAAAUCCCAAGAUGUUGCGAAUGUAGCUGUCGAGCCAAACCUCGGCAAAUUACAGUCUGUUUUUUGCUCAACUUUGUCCAAAUCAGGCAUCAACUCCCAGAAUACAAAGCCUGGCUCUCGACGUGAUCGGUCAAGGCAUCCUCGUUUUCAGAACCAGAAGAAAGGUCCGGGGGGUAGGAUGAAAACAUCUCCAUACAAAGACCCUGCCACUGACAGGAAGGCCGAACCUUUCAAUCCCAACAAACAGACAUUUAAGUUUGCCGGGCAGAGGCAAGGUGGACCUCCAGGAGCCGGGAGGGGAAAGUCGCAGUUUGAGCAGCAUCAGAAUUCCAGAGGUCCGCCUGUCAAGAUUUCAAAUCCACCCCAGCAAUCCCUUCACCCCUCUUGGGAAGCCAGCAGAAAGAGAAAAGAGCAACAGGCACAAAUCACAGUAUUCCAAGGGAAAAAGAUCAAAUUUGAUGAUUAAGCAGAAUCUUACAGGUAUAGUUCACCCAAAAAUGAAAAUUGUGUCAUCGUUUACUCACUCUCAUGUUGUUACAAACCUGUAUACAUGUCUUUGUUUUGAUGAACACAAAUAAAGAUAUUUUUAGGAAUGUUUGCCACCAAACCGUUCGUGAGCCUCAUUCACUUCCAUAGUAGGAAAAAGAAUACUAUUGAAGUGAAUGGGGCUCGUCUGGUUAUGAACAUUCCUUAAAAUAUCUUCAUUCGUGUUAAUCAGAAGAAAUGAAAUGUAUACAGGUUUGUAACAGCAUGGGAGUCAGUAACUGACAGAUUUUUUUAUUUUUGAUUGAACUAUCCCUUUAAAAUUCAAAUAUCUUAAUAUUUUAAAGCAUGUCUUUAUUUACUGUGAAUUUCUAUUAAAGACAUGAAAAAUGUAGUGAAAUUGUCUUUUUUAAACAGCGAAUGACUCUUCAAAGCUAAUGGUUAUUUUUGUUUAUCUUGGACUGAUGCUUUCCCACCUGUAUAAUAUGACUAAAAGUCUUUUUUAUCUGCCAUAACAGUUUUGCUUUAUUUAGUUCAGUUGGAGAAGUAAAUUUUAAAGAUUUAUCAAACGAUCGUGUUCAUUUAUUUGUAUAAGGUCGAUAAAUGUGUAUAAAUAUUGAGUGCAGAUCUGCAUUUGAUGUUUUUCUUUUCUUUACGUGUUCAAUACGUAAAACAUGUUGUUAUUGUGUAGUUAAGAUGUACAAAACUGUACAUGCAAGUUUUCCUGUACUUAGUUCCAAAUCAAAUGCUUUGUUCGGCAUAACAUUAAACAGGACAUUU
Messenger RNA from Paramisgurnus dabryanus, 3132 nucleotides. RefSeq names its product serum response factor binding protein 1 (gene srfbp1). The record is from RefSeq and is a predicted model, not a curated record. Gene Ontology annotation, biological process: maturation of SSU-rRNA. NCBI's taxonomy places the organism in Eukaryota, Metazoa, Chordata, Actinopteri, Cypriniformes, Cobitidae. Gene Ontology annotation, cellular component: 90S preribosome; nucleus.